AUGGAAAUGAAAGGUUUAGGAUUUGCCCGGGGCGUAGAUUUAAAUAAAUCCGAAAUCCGCGAUUUUAAAAUUGAAAACAAUACUAUCUAUUUUCCUUUUACCGCCAUUAGUGGCAUUGGGGAAAAAGUGGCUGAGAAAAUUAUUUCUUAUCGGCAAGAGCACGGCGGAUUUCACGAGGAAGAUUUAAGAAAGUAUUUUAAAGAUUGUUUGGAUUUUGAUUUUAUUCUCAAAAUCGGACAUUAA
Messenger RNA from Entrophospora sp. SA101, 243 nucleotides. The record is from the annotation of a GenBank genome assembly. Lineage: Eukaryota; Fungi; Glomeromycota; Glomeromycetes; Entrophosporales; Entrophosporaceae.